Molecule: messenger RNA, 2837 nt
Organism: Phymastichus coffea
Lineage: Eukaryota; Metazoa; Arthropoda; Insecta; Hymenoptera; Eulophidae
Product: inositol hexakisphosphate and diphosphoinositol-pentakisphosphate kinase-like
Exons: 16
Coding region: 334-2667 (777 amino acids)
Biological process (GO): inositol phosphate biosynthetic process; inositol metabolic process
Cellular component (GO): cytosol
Molecular function (GO): inositol hexakisphosphate kinase activity; diphosphoinositol pentakisphosphate kinase activity; 5-diphosphoinositol pentakisphosphate 1-kinase activity
Source: RefSeq, a predicted model, not a curated record
UUAAAACUAAUUAAGCACAAAUUAAAAUUUUGCCCGCAAGUAUACGGCCAUAUUGCCGAUGACGUCACAAUUGAAAAUGCUAUAUUCUGAUUGUCAACGUGUUUGUCAGAGGGCGAUUUUAGGGCGAACACCACAUGGAUUCAUUGUAAGAUAUAUUAUAUUGUGAUUUAACCAGAAAUUCAUUGUUUAAUCUCAUUGGUUGAUUAGUUCAAUAGAAAUCCAACUCAAGAAGAAAGAUUGUAUUAUCUUUUUCUAAAUCUAUUUGAAACUUAAAAACAAAGCAGUUUUACCUGAACUAAUGCAAAAUUUAAGUUAUAAUAGGAUUGUUUUGAAAUGUCGUAUACUGAACUUGAACAUGGAUAUCAGGGGCUUAAGAAUGCAACAAAUCAACCUAUCUUUUAUGUAGGAGAAGUAGGUCCUUUGCAACAGGGUUUUGCUGGUCCAACGUCUUCCUUGUGUAGAUCUUCUAAUAGAAUUGGUGAAAUUCCACCAUCAACACUACGGCGCUGGAAUCGACUGCAACAAUUAUUGCCGAUUCAACCAGAAGCAGACAUUGAGGCGGAUGAUCAAAUUCGAGAUGAAAUAAGAUACAUGGAUUAUGAUGAGGGUGAACUAAUAAAUGCCUGUAAUAGCGAGGAUGGAUUGUCGACUAAUAAUGAGCUUUCUGGUGAAGGAAAACAAGUUUUGGUGGGAAUAUGUGCCAUGGCAAAAAAAUCACAAAGUAAACCAAUGAAAGAAAUUCUUACACGUCUCGAAGAAUUUGAGUAUAUCAAAAUCAUCGUUUUUACUGAAGAAGUUAUUUUGAAAGAGCCUGUAGAAGAUUGGCCUGUAGUAGAUUGUUUAAUUAGUUUUCACAGUAAAGGAUUUCCUUUAGAUAAAGCUAUUCAAUAUGCUAACUUGCGAAACCCUUUUAUUAUUAACAAUCUUCCUAUGCAAUAUGAUAUUCAGGAUCGAAGGAGGGUAUAUGCUAUUUUAGAAAAUGAAGGUAUUGAAAUACCGAGAUAUGCUGUUCUAGACAGAGAUUCCGCUAAUCCGAAACAUCAUGAACUAGUUGAAUCCGAAGAUCACGUAGAAGUUAACGGAGUUACAUUUAAUAAGCCUUUUGUCGAGAAACCAGUAUCUGCGGAAGAUCAUAACAUCUAUAUUUACUACCCAACUUCCGCCGGUGGAGGAAGUCAACGACUUUUUAGAAAGAUUGGGAGCCGUAGUAGUGUGUAUUCUCCAGAGUCACGGGUACGAAAAACUGGGUCUUACAUCUAUGAGGACUUCAUGCCAACUGAUGGGACAGAUGUCAAAGUAUACACUGUAGGACCCGAUUACGCACAUGCCGAAGCUAGGAAAAGUCCAGCCUUGGAUGGAAAAGUUGAAAGAGAUUCUGAAGGCAAGGAAAUACGGUACCCCGUAAUAUUAAGUAAUGCUGAAAAACUCAUCAGUAGAAAAGUUUGUCUUGCCUUCAAACAGACGGUCUGCGGAUUCGAUUUACUCAGAGCCAAUGGUCAAUCAUUUGUGUGCGAUGUUAAUGGAUUUAGUUUUGUAAAAAACUCAAAUAAGUAUUACGAUGAUUGUGCCAAGAUACUUGGUAAUAUGAUUUUAAGAAAGCUAGCUCCAACUUUGCAUAUUCCAUGGAGCGUACCUUUCCAGUUAGAUGAUCCACCUAUUGUACCUACUACUUUUGGAAAAAUGAUGGAAUUACGAUGCGUUGUUGCUGUCAUAAGACAUGGGGAUCGCACGCCUAAGCAGAAAAUGAAAGUAGAAGUCCGCCAUCCAAAAUUUUUCGAAAUAUUUGCAAAGUAUGAUGGCUAUAAGCAUGGUCACGUAAAACUCAAAAGACCCAAGCAAUUACAAGAGAUCUUGGAUACGGCACGAAGUCUUUUAACGGAAAUUCAGCACCGUGCUGCUGGACCGGAAUUGGAAGAAAAGCAAGGAAAACUUGAGCAAUUGAAAAGUGUUUUGGAAAUGUACGGUCAUUUUUCAGGAAUAAAUCGUAAAGUACAAAUGAAGUAUCAACCUCGUGGAAGACCACGAGGAAGCUCUUCUGAUGAUGGCAAUAGUAACAAUCAUUCUGGCGAUCCAUCUUUAGUUUUAAUAUUGAAGUGGGGUGGUGAACUUACUCCUGCAGGUAGAAUUCAGGCUGAAGAGUUAGGUAGAAUAUUCCGUUGCAUGUAUCCUGGCGGUCAAGGUAGACAUCUUAGUGGUGACUAUGCAGGAGCACAAGGACUAGGUUUGUUGAGACUCCAUUCUACUUUUCGUCAUGAUCUCAAGAUUUAUGCGAGUGAUGAGGGUAGGGUACAAAUGACCGCAGCAGCAUUUGCAAAAGGCUUACUAGCACUUGAAGGAGAACUGACUCCAAUACUAGUGCAAAUGGUAAAAAGUGCUAAUACGAACGGAUUAUUGGACAAUGAUUGUGACAGCAGCAAGUACCAAAAUAUGGUUAAGAAUCGUUUACAUGAAUUACUGCAGCAAGAUCGAGAAUUUUUAAAAGUUGACAAAGAACAGAUAAAUCCAACCAAUGCUUUGAGUAUAAAUGCUGCUUUGGAUUUCGUAAAAAAUCCAGUGAGGUGCUGUCAACACGUACAUUUAUUGAUUCAAAAGUUGAUGGAUAUUGUUAGGAUUAAAAAAGACGAUCCUAAAACUAAAGGUGUAAUCACUCUACGAUCGAGCAAGUAAACAAAUUAGUAUUUGUUGCGAGGAAAGCCAUCGAAGAUAAACAGCACUGCACUGGUAUAUUCCUGAGUGUUACACAAGCUUUCGACAAGGUUUGGCAUGAAGGGCUGCUUCAUAAGCUGAAGACUUUUUUUCCGGUACCCCACUAAAAAUUGUUGCAGUCAUAUCUACAA